Molecule: messenger RNA, 1053 nt
Organism: Pipra filicauda (Wire-tailed manakin)
Lineage: Eukaryota; Metazoa; Chordata; Aves; Passeriformes; Pipridae
Gene: DUSP11
Product: dual specificity phosphatase 11
Exons: 9
Coding region: 24-959 (311 amino acids)
Biological process (GO): protein dephosphorylation
Molecular function (GO): protein tyrosine/serine/threonine phosphatase activity; polynucleotide 5'-phosphatase activity
Source: RefSeq, a predicted model, not a curated record
CGGGGCGCGGCGCCAUCGCUGUCAUGGCGGGCAGGGGGGCCGCCCGGGUCCCCGAGCGGUGGACAGACUACAUCCCCCUGGGCAGGAGGAUGCCAGGAACCCGCUUCAUUGCCUUCAAGGUGCCCCUGAAGAAGAGUUUUGACAGGAAUCUCCUUCCAGAGGAGAGGUUUUCCCCUCGUGACCUCAUCAGAAAAGUCAGGGAGAGGAAGGAGGAGCUGGGGCUGAUCAUCGACCUCACCUACACCAGGCGCUACUAUGGGCCAGAGGAGCUCCCAGCCACACUCUGCUACUCGAAGAUCCUGACCAUGGGCCACGAAAUCCCAAACAAACAGACCAUUUUCCAGUUCAAAUGUGUGGUAAAGAAGUUUCUGAAUGACAACAAAGACAAUGACAAACUCAUCGGGGUUCACUGCACCCAUGGCUUGAACAGGACUGGAUACCUGGUGUGCAGGUACCUGAUUGAUGUUGAAGGCAUGGAGCCAAACGCUGCCAUAGAGUUGUUCAACAAAUCCCGAGGGCAUCCCAUAGAGAGAACCAACUACAUCCAGGAUCUCAGGAACAGAGCUGGGAAAAAGAAGUGUGGACUGAAGAGUUUGGGCUCGGGCCCCUUCAGAGAAAAAAGCAGCGCCCCAGCAAACCCCAGAAAGCAGAUGGUCAAAGCCCACCCUCCUCGCUCAGCCCAGCCCCCCCUGGCAGUGCCCAGGAAUGCUGGCAGUGCCAAGAGGAAGCACCAGCCCAGCCCCACGGCCCUGGCACAGCCCCUGGAUUUGGGACACGGGCAGGAGGCCCCGGAGCAGAGGAGGAUGUGCAGCCUGGCCCCCAGGAACUGUUGGGUGUCACCCAAGGGACUCUCUUUCCCCCACCCCCAGAAUUCCCAGAACUCCCAGAAGGCCACACCCGCCAGGAAGCGCCGGCACCGGCGCAGGAAACACGUGGGGACGGAGCAGGGAAUGUCCUGACAGCGCCCAGGGAACGCUGUGCUCCCAGGGAAUGCUGUGCUCCCAGGGAAUGCUGUGCUCCCAGGGAACGCUGUGCUCCCAGGGAACGCUGUGC